Messenger RNA from Aspergillus calidoustus, 888 nucleotides. Lineage: Eukaryota; Fungi; Ascomycota; Eurotiomycetes; Eurotiales; Aspergillaceae. The record is from the annotation of a GenBank genome assembly.
AUGUCGACACAGCAGAACAAAGACCCCAACCAAGCCAGGGCAACCCCCGAGCAAGUCCGUCUGACAUCGCCCACACCCAGCAACACCCAAGGCAUCGAUAACAUGUGGACCGAGUUUGACAAAUCGGCAGAGGAGUGGUUUGCGAAGAGCGACGCAGGGUUUGACGACGUGAGUAUACCCUUAUAUACCGGACCGAGAAUGACUUCUCCAGAGGUGGACAUGACUGGUGCUGCAGGUGUGGCUGAAUCAGGAACUUCUAAUGGAACUGCCGCAGAUACAACCCGCACAGUCGCUGCCGAUGCUAACAUGCCAUCGACACGAGAUGGUACAGCCCCAGCGAGUGCAGGUACCACUGACCCAAGCCGUGUGGCGGCGUUUGCGAAAGAGCGCGAGAAUGCCAAGCGGAUCUACGCCCAUAGACGCGCCGAGUACGAAAGUGGCCCCCCCAAUAUCUUUCAACCAGUGAGACAAGCGAAUCAAGAGGUUGUGGUCCAACGGAAAGACACCAACAAUGAGCUUCGAAAUGCAUUACAAAGGAUCCAGGAGCUUGUGCUCGGAUGGGAGGAGGAUAUCAAACGGCUUCAAACAGCGCGGCGAAUGAUCAGCAGUCUCCAACUCCGACUGGAUAAUGACCUAGGUGAACUCAAGAUCCAACGGAACCGCUGCGAAAUGUUCCAGCGGCUCGUGCGCUUGGACACCAGGGAUCGAAUGAAGACGCACGCUCGCGUGGCCGAGGUGGAGGCGAUGAAUCUCAAGUGGCAGGACAAGUAUGAGGUGGCCAGGGCUGAGGUACGGAGGCUUCAGGAGGAGUUGAUACGGGCCCACAACGAGCUCAGCGAAGCGAGAGAUGUCAUCAAGGCCCUUGAUGCUGAUAAGCAAAGGGAGUAA